GGUGCGCAUUGUUGUUCCGUCGCGUGUGAAAACUGCUGAGUGUAAAAAAACUGUGCAAAUUGAGAGAAAACUACUGCAAUUAGUUUAAAGUUCUUUGCUGGCAAAAUGAAGUUCCGUGCCCUGAUGCAGGAUUCGCUGUAUAUGCGAGAAUUCCAGGCCAUAGUGGCCACAUUGGCCAAACUGGCAAGGGAUUGCGUGAUGAUCCUGGGCUCUCGGCAGAUGCACUUCAUAGUGAACGAGGAUCAGAGCUCCACGGCAUCACCAUUGGUGUGGGCGAGCAUUGCAGCUGAGGAGUACUUUCCGGAGUAUCGCAUGGAGGCAGCCCGACCGGAUCAGGAAUAUAUAGUUUUGAGCAUGUCUUCGGCGAGUCUCGGAAGAGCUUUGUCUGUGCUCCGAACUGGUGGCGUUAACAAUUGCAAAUUGAAGCUGCAGAGGAUUCAGUUUCCUUGCAUUUCGGUUAUAGCCUCCGUGCUCUUGUCGACUUCUACAGAAGCCCGAGAAGUGGUACACGAUGUUCCAGUGACCAUAAUUCCGGCCAGCGAUUGGUCUGCUUAUGUUGUGCCAAAAGUUCCAAACUCCCAAUUGAUUUUGAGUUUGCCAACAUUAAGAUUGCUGCGAAGUCUCAUCGAUAAACUUAAAAAUGUAUCGCCCAGCUUGGAAUUUCAAGUCAACUUUGAUGGCGAACUCAAUGUCAUUGCUACCUCUGAAAUGUCCACCGUGACCAGUCGUUUCCAGAAACUACUGAUCCGAUCUCUGUCAGGUUCCCAGCAGGAGGCCUCUUGCUCGGUGGAUUCACGAAAAGCCUCCGCCUUCUUUGGAGCUCUGCAAGUCGCCAACGAUGAACUGACCAUUGGGAUCGAUCGCGACCAUUCCAUCCAUCUGCAGAUCGAUGUGCGACAGGAUGUAGUAUUGCAUUCUAUUUUGCCCGCUGUUUGUAUUUAGUUUAAAAUCGGAUUUCAAAAUGGCUUAUUUCCUUAUGUAUUAGUGUAAAAUAAAUGUUUUUUGAUACUGA
This is a messenger RNA of Drosophila elegans, 1012 nucleotides long. It is a transcript of the gene Hus1-like, whose product is annotated as checkpoint protein HUS1. Gene Ontology annotation, cellular component: nucleolus; site of double-strand break; checkpoint clamp complex. NCBI's taxonomy places the organism in Eukaryota, Metazoa, Arthropoda, Insecta, Diptera, Drosophilidae. The transcript is spliced from 2 exons. Bases 106 to 942 code for a protein of 278 amino acids. The record is from RefSeq and is a predicted model, not a curated record. Gene Ontology annotation, biological process: double-strand break repair via homologous recombination; mitotic DNA replication checkpoint signaling; meiotic DNA integrity checkpoint signaling.